AAGAAAGUUUGCACCCCGCCAUUCCACCAAAGAAGAAGAAAAAAAAUGGUGCGAGUGAAGUCAAGAUAUUUAUUGUGUGAGGUCAACGUGUCGGACAGGAAGAGCCUCUUGCUGUUGGAUGACCGAGCCAUCUUCGCGGCGGUGAAGAAAGCCGUGGCUCGCUUACAUGGAGACUAUGGAGCCGCACUGUGCAGCAUCAGGUUCUCUGUGAAAUACCUGAAUAGCCAUACUGGAAUGGUAUUCCUGCGUUUCCUGAAAAUGUGCUACAAACUCCUGUGGUCAGCGUUGCCCUUUAUCACCAGCAUCGAAACACGUGGGCAGAAGAUACCUUGUUUUGUCAACUGUCUGCACAUAGGAGGAACCAUUAGAACAUGUCAGAAAUUUCUGGUACGAUACAACACACGGCAGCUCCAUCGAAUGCUCCCUAAUUGCAACAAUGAAGAUGAAAAGAAACAGAUUCGCAAAGCUAUUUUAAAUUGCUCAAUAAUACGAGGAGCAUUUGAAGAUGAAGCAGAGAGUGAAGAUGAAGAGUAACCUCGCCAAAUACUUAAACACGGUGAUUUCCCCCCCCCUUUUUUUCUUAAUUUUUUGUUUACCCUCUUUGUUCUUUCUUUUGGAAGAUGUUUCAACCACAGUGGAUUUGUUCAAACAGAUUAUGUGCAUGUAUUAUUAAAAUGACAGAAUAUAUUGAGGUACCUCAACUUAUUUUGACAUACAGUACGAACGGUCUCUUAGUUUUUUUUAUAUGCCUUGAAAGGGCCUUAUUAUUAAAAACAACUUUUCUUA
Nerophis lumbriciformis (worm pipefish) is the source of this 786-nucleotide messenger RNA. It is a transcript of the gene pop5, whose product is annotated as POP5 homolog, ribonuclease P/MRP subunit. Gene Ontology annotation, cellular component: ribonuclease P complex. Gene Ontology annotation, biological process: tRNA 5'-leader removal. Gene Ontology annotation, molecular function: ribonuclease P RNA binding. The record is from RefSeq and is a predicted model, not a curated record. NCBI's taxonomy places the organism in Eukaryota, Metazoa, Chordata, Actinopteri, Syngnathiformes, Syngnathidae.